Messenger RNA from Closterium sp. Naga37s-1, 1467 nucleotides. The record is from the annotation of a GenBank genome assembly. NCBI's taxonomy places the organism in Eukaryota, Viridiplantae, Streptophyta, Zygnematophyceae, Desmidiales, Closteriaceae.
AUGCCGCCGCGACCCUUCCGUUGCCGCCUGCCCUCCCGGCCGCCGCGACCCUUUCUCGUCGCAGCCUGGCCCUCCUCGCCGCCGCGACCUGCUUCGUCACCGCCUGCCCUCCCAGCCGCCGCGACCUCUCCCGUCGUCGCCUGCCCUCUUCCGCCGCGCGACCUUGUGUCGCCGGCUGCGUGUCCCGCCGCCGCGACCUCUUUGUCGCCGGCUGCCUGUCCCGCCGCCGCGACCAUUUCGUCGCCGGCUGCCUGUCCCGCCGCCGCGACCUCUCGUCGCCGCCUGCCCUUUCCCUCUCCGCGGCCACUUUUUCGCCGCCUGCGGUUCCCGCCGCUACGACUGCAAGUCGUCGCCUGCACAUACCGCCGCCGCGAUCUCCGCCAUUUCCGCCGCAAAUCGUGUCGCCCGCGAUUUCCGCGGCCGCGACUUCACCAUCGCCGCCUCCCAUUCCCGCCGCCGCGACUGCACUUUGCCGCCUGCGCAUCCCUCCACCGCGACUCCCUUCCUCCCUCUCCCUUUCCUGCUGUGAUCGCGCCGUUUCCACCGCGACCACCUCGUCGCUGCCUGCUCACCCCGGCCCCGCGACCCUGUCCAGCGGCAGCAGCUACAGCAGCGGCAGCAGCAGCAGCAGCAGCAGCAGCAGCAGCAGCAACGGCAUCCCCGGCAGCCGCGGCAGCAGCGGCAGCCGUGCCAGCCGCACCUGCUACUGCGGACGCCACCUUCCUCCACAACCGCCGCGAAUACCUUAUCCGCAAGGCUGACCAUGAUGUUGCUGUGCUCAACUACGAAUUUGCAUCGUCAGAGCGUGCCACUCGCCUGGAGCUGAUUGCGGAGUACAACAUCUCCAUGGCGGUUUACGUCCCCAACAGCAUCGCCUGGGCUGCUGCCGACAACUGUGCUUGCACCAUCCUCCUCGGUGCACUCCCCGACGCCCUUAUGCGCCGCUUCCAAGCUCGCGAGAUGCGCGCUCACCUGAUUUGGACCGAGCUCCAGUCUAUGUUCGAGCGUCGCGACAUCAGCUCCAUCGGCGUUCUGUUCCAGGAGUACUUCUCCAUUACCCUUGCCACCUGCGACGGCGCAGUCGACUAUGUUGGGCGCAUGCAGGAGCUAGACGAUCGCCUUACUGCUCGCCAGGCUGCCCUUUCCGAGCCCCUGCAGAUCCAUCGUCUGCUCUUCAACCUCACGCCGGACUACGAGUCCCGCCUUCACGCCUUCACCGAGGCAAACCCCUUAGCUGGCCUCCCCGAAGUGACGUACCGCGCAACCAGGGUGGUCGCAACGGCGGCGAAGGGGGUCGUGGAGGGGGCGGAGGUGGCAGUCGAGGUAGUGGCGGUGGUGGCCGUGGUGGCCGUGGUGGUGGUGGUGGUGGUGGUGGUGGUGGUGGUGGUGGUGGUGGUGGUGGUGGUGGUGGUGGUGGUUCUGGUGGCCCCACUCCCGGAGGCUCCUCUAGUGCUAGUGGAGCUGUGA